GUACUUUUAAUUUGAAUUCCAAUAGCCACCUCCCAUUCAAAAUUGGAUAAGAAUAUUUUGCGUAUCAAAGCGAAACACUCAACGAAUCUGAAUGAUAUCUACAAUUUUCAUUGUUGAUACUUGAUAGGUAAAUUGUAUUCUGCCAUUGUUCAAUUCAGCUCAUCAGAUAACAGGAAAUGCAGUUAAACCAGCAUAUGAUUUAUUUCAAUGAUAUUUUAUAGUCAGUCCCAGUAGGUACAUAGUAAAAAUAAAAAUGUCCCGAGGUGGUAGGUCUAAGACAACUGGAUCCAAGAAUGUGUAUAUUAAAGCUCCUACAGGACUCACUCCGGCAUCACCGGGUUUAUACUGGAUAGAUUCUGAAAUAGGCCAAAAUAUUCCACAAAAUGCUUUUACUGGCUUAGAGGCAGAUGGUAGUGAAGUCUAUCUUGGUCGAACAAAUAUUGAUGGCAAUGAACUACUAGCAAGGAUACCUAACAAAGAGGAAGCUUACGCAUUUUACGAGGGUGAAGAAAUACCAGUCACAAAGUAUCAGAUUCUUGUGCAGAAACAACUUAUGUGGAUCCGAGUUGAAGAAGGUCGUAUACCUCCAAAUUCUGUUACAGUUGGCGCAGAUCUAUACAUCGGAAGAAAAAAUGGUUUCUUGGGACAGGUCUCCAGUGGUGAACUUCGCGUCACUAUUUCUGGUGAGCAGAGGAGUUUUAAAAACUAUGAAAUAUUAGUUUACCAGUGAUUUAUGAUAAGAAUUGUACUAAUUAUGGAUUCA
This is a messenger RNA of Coccinella septempunctata (seven-spotted ladybird), 763 nucleotides long. RefSeq lists its product as uncharacterized. Bases 254 to 730 code for a protein of 158 amino acids. The transcript has 4 exons. The record is from RefSeq and is a predicted model, not a curated record. NCBI's taxonomy places the organism in Eukaryota, Metazoa, Arthropoda, Insecta, Coleoptera, Coccinellidae.